AUGUCCGAUUCAGUCGAUAUGAAUCCGCCAAGACGUUAUUUUUCUAUUCACUAUAUCUUGCUUCGGUUCCUUGGCUUAGGAUGGUGGCAUCAUCCAGAUGAAGAAAAUACCGAAAACUUUCCUGUAUUUUAUCUCUUUUAUGCCAUAAUAACCGAAAUUGUCUGGGUAGCUGGUUUUGUUGGACUAGAAUCCAUCGAUCCGUUUAUUGGUGAAAAAGAUCUGGAUCGUUUCAUGUUCAGUCUAUCCUUUGUCAUUACUCACGAUCUUACUAUUAUAAAACUCUACAUAUUUUUCUUUAAAAAUCGCGAAAUCCAAGACAUAGUUCACACUUUGGAAAUAGAUUUGCAACAAUUCUAUCAAAAUAAUGAUAAAAACCGAAGAACUAUUAAAAUAACAAGAAUAUUGACUGCAACAUUCGUCUUCUUUGGCUGGAUAACUAUCGGGAACGCAAACGUGUAUGGCAUCGUUCAAGAUCUUCGCUGGAAGGCUGAGAUUGCUAAAUUAAAUGACACCGAUAUUAAGCCGUCAAGAACACUUCCUCAACCUAUAUACAUACCGUGGGAAUAUCAAAGCGACACAGCAUAUAUAUCAACUUUUCUUUUAGAAACAAUUGGCUUACUCUGGACGGGGCAUAUUGUUAUGACAAUUGACACGUUUAUUGGGUCCAUAAUACUUCAUAUGAGCUCUCAGUUUGCAAUACUGCAAGAAGCUAUAACCACGGCUUACGAUCGCACAAUCGUUCGUUUAACAAAAGGUAUAAUUAGCCAUAGCGGUGACACACUUAUUACUGUCGAUUCUUGUAAUGAAGAAGACAAGGUCUAUUACGAAAGAAUUGUGCGAACGCAUUAUACGGAAAAAGAAAUUGAGAUCGCUUUAGAAAAUACCUUUAAGAGUUGCGUUCGUCAACAUCAAAUGCUAAUUGGUUGCGUACAGAAUUUCGCGACGACUUAUUCCUACGGCUUUAUGACUCAACUCCUCUCGAGCAUGGCUGCGAUUUGCGUGGUAAUGGUACAAGUUUCGCAAGACGCCUCCAGUCUGAAAUCCAUUCGUUUAGUGACAUCACUAGCCUUCUUUGUGGCCAUGAUCAUACAGCUCGCUUUACAAUGCUUCACUGGAAAUGAACUCACACAUCAAGCCGGUCGAGUGGCAGAAGCAGUAAUGCAGUGUAAAUGGGAACGCAUGCCGCCACGCCUGCGCCGCCUGCUGUUAAUGACCAUGAUGAGAGCUCAGCGACCACUGCACCUCACCGCCGCAGGUUUCACCAAUAUGGACAACGACUGCUUUCUAGCAAUUAUGAAAGCUGCAUAUUCUUAUUACGCCGUUUUGAGCCAAAGACAGUCAUAGACAAAAAG
Molecule: messenger RNA, 1352 nt
Organism: Vanessa atalanta (red admiral)
Lineage: Eukaryota; Metazoa; Arthropoda; Insecta; Lepidoptera; Nymphalidae
Gene: Or-60
Product: odorant receptor 19a-like
Exons: 5
Coding region: 1-1344 (447 amino acids)
Biological process (GO): detection of chemical stimulus involved in sensory perception of smell; sensory perception of smell
Cellular component (GO): plasma membrane
Molecular function (GO): odorant binding; olfactory receptor activity
Source: RefSeq, a predicted model, not a curated record